AUGCUUUAUUUUUUGCCUUUUAAUUCUUUACAUUAUUUCUUCCCUGUUUUCACAAUUUCCAAUCAUUUUGCCUCUUUCUUUUCUUCUACAUUUCUUCAUUCCUUCUCUUUUUCUUUGUCUUUUUCCUCUAAUUUUAUAUCUGUCACGCUCUUUUCUUCUCUUUUAGUCUCUGUCACUUUCCGUCCCUUUCCUUCCCUCUCUUUUAGUCUCGGUCACCCUCUUUUCUUCUCCGUCACUUUCCUUCCCUCUCUUUUAAUCUCGGUCACCCUCUUUUCUUCUCUUUUCUUCUCCGUCACUUUCCUUCCCUGUCUCUUCUUCUCCGUCCCCUUUCUUCCUUCUCUUUUAUUCUCAGUCACUCUCUUUUCCUCUGUUUUUGUCUCCGUUGCUCUCUUUUCUUCUCCUUUUGCUUUCUGUCCCUUCCUUUUUCCUUGCCUUCUCUCUCCAAUUUUCCCUAUCAUGUUAUUGUUUCAUUUAUUCUUUCUUUUUUUUAUCAUUCAAUUUGUUGCUUCUUCCUUUUCUUCUCAUAACCCUUUUCUUCUUCAUGCUGUUCAUUUGUCUGUUCUUUUUCCAAACUUUUCCUUCUAA
Acanthosepion pharaonis is the source of this 585-nucleotide messenger RNA. NCBI's taxonomy places the organism in Eukaryota, Metazoa, Mollusca, Cephalopoda, Sepiida, Sepiidae. The record is from the annotation of a GenBank genome assembly.